AUGGAUAAUGUUCUUAGACGACUGUGUUUCCAAACGGUUCUAUAUGCAGUUUGGAAGGAGAUAAAUUUAAGACGCCAUGGUAGAGUUAGGACCUCGAUAGAAGCUAUCACGAGGAACAUUGACAAGCUGGUGCGUAAUAGAAUCUCAUCGCUUCGAUAUGCAGCAGGGCACCCACUGGAAGGACUUCGUCAGAGGUGGUUUGAGCUCAGCUCAGCCUAA
Eruca vesicaria subsp. sativa (arugula) is the source of this 219-nucleotide messenger RNA. NCBI's taxonomy places the organism in Eukaryota, Viridiplantae, Streptophyta, Magnoliopsida, Brassicales, Brassicaceae. The record is from the annotation of a GenBank genome assembly.